Molecule: messenger RNA, 2727 nt
Organism: Sporothrix schenckii 1099-18
Lineage: Eukaryota; Fungi; Ascomycota; Sordariomycetes; Ophiostomatales; Ophiostomataceae
Exons: 1
Coding region: 1-2727 (908 amino acids)
Source: RefSeq, a predicted model, not a curated record
AUGAGCAUCAACGACAACCCGCUGGCGGCCCUCGGCCCUGUGUCCUGGGACAACCUCGACCAGGACGCGCUCGACCAUUUUCUCUCUGACACUUUCACCUGUGCCCAGAUCCUGACUGACUCUAUCCCGACGACCGCUUCUGUUUCAACCUCCUCGUCCAGUACUGGCAGACCACGCUCCCAGACCGACGGCGCUGUCUCGUACGGCCUGCACUCGGCGCCUGUCCCUCACCAUGGCGCCGGCACAGCUACGCCCUCGACGGCGGCCGACGACAUGAGCGCCGCCAAGGCCGAGAAGCUGCGGCAGGACCUGCGGCAGUCGUGGAAAGAGGUCAAGACGGGAGGGUCGAACCCACGCAACAUUGUGGUGUACAAGAUGAAUGGCGGACGUGACGGAUAUGCGGGGAGCAGUUGGUUUGCACGGCGGAGUGUGCACCGAGUCGAGAAGGCGAAGCCUGACGCGGCAACGGCAAAAGGCAAACAGGAUCUCAUAGGUCGCGAUGUCGAGAUUGGCUUGGACAUGUUCCGGCGGGCGUUGCUGAAAGAGUUUGCGCUCCCCGAGACGGGCGACGCGGAUGGACAGACGAGCGGAUCAUCGACUGUCCGGACAAUGAUCACAAAGAAGCGGGUUGAGCAUGUUGUUGUCAACGGCCAGGGCCAUGAUGCGCACGAUGAUGCACAUGAGGCAGAAGAGGAGGCGGCCGAAACACACCACGGUCACAACGACAAGUCUUCCGUCUCCCGCCAGCUUGAUGUCUAUCUCCUCGAAGCCGAGUUCCCCGGACCAACCACCGCACGCGACUUUGUCACCAUGCUGUUGACCACCCAGGGUCCAUGCCAAUCACCACCCACGCCGCCUUCUUCCACAACCUCCUCUUCCUCCCCUUCCCAAAACAACGGCCGUGGCCUGCGCCAGUUCAUGGUUGUGUCCAAACCGUGCCAACACCCCGAAACACCGCAACGCCCCGGCUAUGUGCGCGCCCAGUACGAGUCAGUCGAGGUCAUUCGUGAAGUGCGCGUGCCGGUGGCAGAGUCGGCAGCACGGCGACUGGCGAGCAACUCGCGCAAGACGCGCUCGUCGAUUGAUCUUAAGCACGCCGACACGACCGACACCGACGCGUCGGAUCUUGACUCUGACGGCCACGAAACCGCCAUUGAGUGGCUCAUGAUCACCCGCAACAACCCGGGCGGCAAUGUGCCGCGCUUCCUCGUCGACAGGAACACGCCAUCGAGCAUCAUUAGCGACGCGAAUAAGUUCUUGGACUGGAUGGUGGCGCAGCAAGUCGAGGAGACUCUGAAAAAAGAGUCCAACGAGUCCAAGUCGCCAAAGAAGCCACAGGAGAAAGGCGUCGCGGCAGCAAAAUCGGUCCCAAAAACACCACUGCCAGCGGCCAUCCUAGAAGAGGAGGACGAAGAGAUACCUGCGCAAAAGGAAGCAUCGCUCAACAAGGCGAGCGAUCUUGCGGGGGACGACGCCCCCCGCAACAACGGUGACCGCUCGAGCACGUCUCCGUCGGUGACUAUCUUGUCGCUCGAGAGCAGCGGAGGCGCAGCCUCGUCAACGAAGCUCUUUAAUAUGCUGUCUGGUGCUUUGGGUGGUGCUGGUACAGCUGUUGCAUCCAAGUUGCCGAACCCCUUUGGCAGUGCCGCCCAGAUAUUGCACUCGUCCUAUGAAAGCCAGCUCGACGUUGACGACGACGACAAUGACGACAACGAAGACGAAAUUGGUUCCUCGGAAGAUAGUGAUGACAUGUAUAGCGAUAUUGACCACGCGGACGAUGAUAUAGGCGAAGAGAUCAUACCUAGCCGCCGUGAACAGUCGGCGCACGAACAGACGACAAGGAGCACUGAAAGGCCAAUGGCUGCAGCGUCAACAGACACUGCCUCGGCAGGUUCUGCUGCGUCCAUUCAACCACCGCCCCCGACAACGGCUCUCGAAAUGAUGGCCCACGACCGCGCCCUGGCCUUGCGCCGCGAGAACCGGUCACUCACAGGAUUGUCGACGGGCGGAUCCAGUGUGAUGGCCAGCGAUAUCGACAACGACACGGAAACGGGUAGUGCCGUGCCAUCCUCCAAGAAAAAGAACAAGAUCGAACAGGUUUCCGCCACCAAAGCUGCGAAAGCUGCCAAGGCCGCCGAUGCCGCCCGCAGGAAGCACGAAAAGGAGCUGCAGAAGCUGCAGGACCGCCAGCGCAAGGCCGAGCUCGACAUUCUGAAGGCGAACAAAGGCAAGACGGGUCUGGAUACCCUAGAAAAAGAAAAGGGUGACGUCGGCAACAGCGCUCAGAGCACCAAGAGUGCCGACAGCGCGACGAACGUCUCGGGUUCGGCGUCUGCCGCGGCCGCCCACUCCUCGUCCUCCUCCAUCUCGGCCGAUCCAGCCAACACCGAGCUCCAGAAGCUGCGCGAGAAACACGACCGUGCCGUCGCCCGUCAAGAAGCUCAGUACCAACGAGAAAUGGAAAAGAUCGAGAAGAAGCGUCAGCAGAACGCUGCAAAGGAGGCUGCGCGUCUGCGUAAGCAACAGGAGCGCGACGACAAGGCCGAUACGGCGCGGCAGCUGACCCACGCGCGUGCUGAGCGGGACGUGGCCCGUAAAGAGGUUGACAUGCUGGCCGAGCGGGUGCGGCAGCUGGAGGCCCAGAACGAGCUGUUGGCAGCCGAGGUGGCCAAGGCGACGGGCAACGCCAAGUUGUAUGCCAAAGUAGAGGAUGCUGGAGAAGAUUGA